AUGUACACUGAAUAUAAAUCUAUACCGAAAACAACAGAUGAACAUCAAUGCUGUUUCUUACCGUGUAUUAGUCAUCAUAUUCAUUCUCAACCUAGUUCGAAUGAUUCUAUUAAUUGUAUUACAAAAGAUACAAAACAAGAAUAUGAACAAAGACAAAAAAUAGAAGCAUUUGUUUUUGCUAAAUUAGAAGAAUAUUCUCAAGAAAAAUCUACGAAUCUAUUUCAUUUAACAACACACUUUUAUAUACGUCGACGUUUAAAACGCGAUGUGAAACAUUUAUCGAAAAGAUUCGACUCAAAUUAUGUAUCCGAAGAAAAAAUUCUUCAAUGGACUGAUGAUACACUUGAGAGAAUUAAUUCACAUUUUCCAAAUUUACUAUCGCUUAUCGAUUCUCGAAAUGAAUUAAAAGAAUUACUUCUAAGAGAUGAUUGUUUUUCAUUGAAUAACGAGCAUAAUGCAUGGAGAGAUCUACAAAUACGAAGAGCUAGAAUUUUAUUUCCCAAUUCGAAUAAUAAUGAAAGUGAACUCUUAUCAAUUUAUCAAAAGCGUAUUAUUGAAAAUUUCACACCAAAAAAAUUAGAAAAUAAUUGUCUGCCAUUGAAAAAUAAAGAUAAAAUAGAUUUAAAUUCGGAAUAUAAUAAAGCUGAACAUAUGGGACGUGAAUAUUUAAAAAAUAUAUUUGAUAAUUAUAAAAAAAGACAGUAUCCAAAUUUAAAUGUACUUAAAGAAAUGAUCAAUCUUGGAAUGGAACAAAUGAAAAAACGGCCGAAAUCUAAUGAAUUACACAAGGCUUCAAGGUCGUCAAGUAUCCUUACGAAAGGAUUAUAUAUUCUUAAAAGUAAAAAUGCCUAUGCAAUGAGUUUAAAAAAUAUAGCAGAUGAUUUUAUGUUCUUACGUUUUGGUCGUUCGUUAGGCAAUCAAAAUAGUAAAAAAGCUUUCGUAAACGAACGAUUUAUAUCAUUAAUUCAUAUGUUUUUGAAUACAAUUUCUCUUCUUAUACAUUCAAUUCAAUCAGAUACACCAGAAACAUCACUAUUUCAAUUGUCUGAGUUUAAUUCUGAUUUACCAUCAAAUAAAAUUCUUUCGCCAACUAUUUAUAUUGAUGAAUGGACAUGGUUACUAGAAAAAUGGAAAAUAGCUUUGCAAACGUUUCCAAUCAAUUUAACAAAGAAUGGCGCAUUUGGUCGUCUUAUUCGUACAACAAUAGGCGUUGGUGUUGCUCGACUUUACGGUUUUGCUGAAAAUAACGAAUACGAUGAAUUGGAUAAUAAAUUUUUUCGAGCAUUACAAAUGGGUUUUUAUUAUGGUGUUGCUUAUGUACUCGUUGAUGGAUUACAAGAUAAUCAAAGUGAACAACACAUCGACAUGGAUAGAUGGCUGAUCGAAAUGGAACAUAUUUUAUGUGGUCAGAGAUUUGAUCAAAUAUCUCUUCCUCAAAUACCGAUAACUGAACUGCUACUCGAAACCUUUCAUAGUCUUGUACAACUAACAUCUAUGAAUUCUAUAACUGAGCAAACAUUUACUGAUCUUGCUUUACUUCUUCGUUCACAGAGAUCUGACAAAAGCAAUCUGGAAAGAUCCAAUAACGAUAAUAUUGAUAUUGAUAUUUAUAUUGGCCCCUUGCUGAAAUCUCAUUUCACUUAUACGGCAACAGCUGUCAUGGGUGGCGCGCGAAUGGUAAAUGAUAGUCAACGUUUAUGGGCAAUGCCGUUUCUAGGACAAUUAACUGAUGAUUGUCGUGAUUUUGAUGAAGAUCGUCGAGAAAAAUCUAUAACACCUGUUACUUAUUUUGUUGAACACAAUGAUUCAAUAUUAAAUCCAUUUUUUGUGUUUCUAUUUGUUUGUGAAGAUUUAUUUUUAGAAAGUAAUCGUGAAAAAGAUACAGGUGCAUUUUUAGGACGUCGAAUCAUAAGAACAUUACGAUCAUUACAAAAUAAUUUAAAUGAAUUUUUAACAAUAUUUACUGCAAAAUUACAUCCAAAUUUAUAUAAAUAUUUUCUAUCUUUAAUCAAUCUAUUUGAUCGUGUUAGUGAUCCAGAAAAGUCAAUAUUUCGUUUUAUAAAUAAAUUUGCUAUUAAUUAUUCAUUCAAUCAUCGAAAAGUUGAAACGUUUGCGUACGAUCAUUUACAUUUAAUUGAAAAACAAAUAACUAUUAAAACAAAUGACAAUAAUGCACUUGUUCGUGGAAUUAACCAUAGUUUAAAAGCUGGUGGAAAACGUCUUCGACCAUUAUUACUUCUUAUGGUUGCACAAAUAUACGAUAUUGACAUUGAACGUAUUAUGCCUCUUGCACGAGCAAUAGAAUAUCUCCAUACGAGUAGUUUAAUAUUUGAUGAUUUACCAGCACAAGAUAAUGCACCAAUGCGGCGAGGUCAACCAACACUUCAUAUGUCUAUUGAAAGUGAUAAAGAUGAAAUACCAUCGUCACUAACUGAAGGACGCGCUCAAUUAGCUGCUGUUAAUUUAAUUGCACAUGCUAUUCGAUUAGUUAAUGUCGAUCUUAAACAACAAGGUUUUUCGUAUAAAAGUAUUAAUCGAGUUACUGCUGAAUUAUCUCAAUCCAUGGAUGAACUUUGCCAUGGACAAUUUCUUGAUUUACAAGCAGCAAGAUUGAAAAAAUCAUUAACUAUUUUUGAACUUGAUCGUAUUGCUGAAUUAAAAACUGGUAAAGCGAUUGAAAUUGUUCUUAUUUGCCCAGUUAUACUUGUUGAACAAGAUGAAACUUUAGAUAUAAUAUUAGAACGUCUUCGUGAACUUGGUAAACUUAUGGGAAUUUUAUUUCAGAUGAAAGAUGAUUUACUUGAUGUAGAAGGAGAUAUCCAGGAAACAGGAAAGUUACCAAAUAUUGAUCUGCAAAAUCAAACAAUAACUUAUGUUAGUUUGUUAGGUAUUGAAAAAACCCGAAAACGUAUUGAUGCAAAAAGAAAACAAGCCGAGCUUAUUCUUGAUAAUUUAUGGCCACAAGCAGGAACUAUUCGUGAUAUUCUUAGACAUAUUUGUGAAAGAAAAAAAUGA
Messenger RNA from Rotaria socialis, 3015 nucleotides. NCBI's taxonomy places the organism in Eukaryota, Metazoa, Rotifera, Eurotatoria, Philodinida, Philodinidae. The record is from the annotation of a GenBank genome assembly.